Molecule: messenger RNA, 2804 nt
Organism: Gasterosteus aculeatus aculeatus (three-spined stickleback)
Lineage: Eukaryota; Metazoa; Chordata; Actinopteri; Perciformes; Gasterosteidae
Product: inactive serine protease 35-like
Biological process (GO): proteolysis
Molecular function (GO): serine-type endopeptidase activity
Source: RefSeq, a predicted model, not a curated record
AAUUUUUUAUUUGUCUGACAUAUUUUGGCAAUAAAUGAUUCCUGAUUCCUGAUAUCCUUCUAAUAAUCACUGUUUCGCAAUAGUUGCGGAAACUGCAAAAAACAUUUUUGGACACAUUUGCCAAAAAUUGUCAUCACAUAACUGAAACCUUCCUUCAUGCUUGCCCCCCCCUGGCGGACUCCCCCUUUGUGCUCGUGUGCUCGUAGCUUGUUCCGGCAUCGGAGUGGGAUGUAGAGUUCUAUGAGCAUCUUGCACAAAGCUGCUCCUCACGCUGCAGCCGGGAGCCGUUUGGAUGGAGAGUUUUUUCAUUGAUGUCAAUUAGAACGUUUACUGGACGUUUUGGGGAUUUUCUUUCUAUUGUUGUGAGCAGGAUGGGAUUCAACCUGUGUGUGUGUGUGCUGCUCUGUGCAGCAGCUCUGACCCUCUCUGCAGCUCCAGGUAAAGAUGAGGACAGCCAGGUGCACAGGUGGACCAGGCAGCGCCUCCCGGUGCUGCUGGACGCGCACACAGAGCCUCUGGGGUCGCCCCGGUUCAGCCGGCAGGAGGAGGAGGAGGAGGAGGAGGAGGAGGAGGAGGAGGAGAGAGGCUGGCCAGAGACACUCUGCGGAAUAGAGUGUCAAAGCAGCCUGCCGCCUCUGGACCGGAGUGAGCAAGAGAGGAUCCUGGGAUACGAGACGAUGCACGCCGACGGCGCGCGCACUCACACAGAUGUCAUUUUGCAGGGCUUCAACGAGACCUCCGCGGGGCCGCCGGCCCGUCCACCGGCUCGCGUCCGCAGGAGACGACAGGUCUUUGGGGCGGAUGGGCGAUUUGUCAUCUCCGAUUGGCGUUUCAUCACAAACUACCCGUUCUCUACCGCUGUGCGCCUCUCCACAGGCUGCUCUGGAGUCCUAAUAUCCCCCAAACACGUACUGACAGCGGCACACUGCGUCCACAACGGGAGGGACUACCUGGAGAGGACCGGCAGGCUCAGAGUAGGGGUGAUGCAGCUGAAGACUGCGCGGAUGAAGGGUGGGAGGAGAGGAGGGAGGCGGAAGGGCGGGAGGAAAGAAGCAGGGCGGGGAGCUGAGGAGCACAUCACGGAGGAAAGGGUGGAGCAGAACAGUCUGGAUGGAAAUGUAGCGAUGGGGAGAAGAUGGGGAGGCAAAGGCAGGAGGCGCGGGGGAGGAAACCAGGGGGGGGAGGAUGAAGCCGAUCAUGGGAGUGUGGGAGGCCUCGGGGGAGGAGGAGCCGCAGGGAAACCGAAAAGCGCCCCCCGUGUACCACGUAGUGCUGAGCCCGGGAAGCGGCCCGCCUUCCGCUGGGCGCGAGUCGGGCGGACCAGAAUCCCUCAGGGAUGGAUCCGCAGCAGCCGCUCCACGCACUCGGUGGCCGCCGACUACGAUUACGCUCUUCUGGAGCUGAAACGGCCCCUCAAGCAAAAGCACAUGGAGCUCGGAGUGGCCCCCUCGGAGGCCCCCCCGGCACGGGUCCACUUCUCGGGCUACGACGCCGACAAAAGCCCGCCGGACGGCAGCGGGGACGAGAAGGUGGUUUACCGGUUUUGUCCGGUGUCCAAGCAGUCGGAGCAUUUGAUGUACCAGCGCUGUGACGCUCAGCAGGGGGCGGCAGGUGCAGGUGUUUACCUUCGUCUGAGGCAGGAAGUGGGAAACGGCGGCGGGAAAGGGAAGUGGCAGCGCAGGGUGGUUGGGGUGUUUUCAGGCCACCGCUGGGUGGAGGUGGACGGAGGUGGACGGAGGGAUUUCAAUGUCGCAGUGAGGAUCACGGCAGCCAAAUAUGCGCAGAUCUGUCACUGGAUCCAUGGAGAUCCAGAUCUCUGUAAGGAGGUUUGACUGCUCUUCGGGGGCCCGUCCGGGCUUCUGUGUUUUUAACUAAAGAGUCUCACGCGCAGUUCUCAACUUUUACAUAUUGGUUGAAUGUUCUAUGGUAUAAAAUAGGACUUAAAGCUUAAUGGAGAGAAGCAAGCUUCAUGCAAAGUGUCCUGAGUGCCGACUGCGGUCGGGUCAGUUGUCAAUACAGAAUGCUCUUAAACAGCUGAUAGCACUCAUCCAGAGGGAUUUAGCGAGAUACUGUGGCGCUCCCAUACAAAGUUUGUUUGUAUAAGAACAUUUAUGUUUGUUUUUCACAUAUUUUAAGAGUGUGGACGUAUGGACUUUAUUUCAUUUACAAAAUAAAAUGUCCCCAAGAUUGACAGUGUUUAGCCACUGCCUCCGGCAAGUCACACCUAACUAUUGUUUUAACACACAAGUGCUUAUUCUUAACUGUAACAAGAGCAAAACACAGUUAAUUAAACUGAAAUGUGAUUUUCCACAAUUAUUGCUCGAUUGCAAAAGCGUAAAACAAACUGGUCUUCAUUGAACUUCAUGUUAAAGAAAUACUAAGUCUACUCUACACAACAUACGUAUUGGGAUGUUUAUACUCUGUUGUAUUAUUAUCGUAUCUGAUAAUGAACAGAAAUGAUUAUGUCACCAACCCAUUUUAUUCUAAAUGAACGAUGUACAGUGAAAACCAAUAAAAAUGUUGAAUUUUCAAACAAAUCAACAAAAUCAGAACAGAGAUAAGUGAUGAAACGUGAGGGUAGUUUGGAUCAGUGUAUUUGUCUUUUAUUGCAUCUCAAUUGGACUCACAUGCAGGUGGGGACGAGGGAGAAAGAACAAUGGCGUCCGUAAUAACCUCCAAAAUAAACAACACAGCCUUCAUUUGAAUACUUAGCAAACAAUAUUUAUCCACGUUCUUUUUGUUUUCACUUUUCACACUUUGUCAAUGCCACAAAGGAUUAAGAUACAGUCACUUUUGGAAAUAAA